CGUCACAUUUUUAUUAAUAGAAUCGCCAAAUGGUCAUAUGUGGAACACGUCACAAAUCUCCGAUGACGUAACAAUAUUCAAGAUGGCGUCUAAUGUUCUACCGCCGAAUCAAAAAUGAAGUAUUGAGAACAAUGAAAGUGUCAACUCUUCUUGUCUUCUGUCUGUCAUGUGUUGCUUCUGCCACCAUCUUGUGUCCACCAGCGUGUGACCCCCCUAACCAUGUCACUGGCUGCCAGGCUUAUCAGAAGAACAAAGAAUGCAAAAGUGGCAUGCGGGAUGUGAGCAUAUCGGUUGCCAGCUGCGGAUGCCUCUGGGAGUCACACAUACAGCUGGUGGAACCAGAGUCCAAAGUAGUGUUUACUGAUGCCGGGAACCAGUGCUAUAAAUGGGCAGCCAAAGUCUGUGCUAUUUUAGAGAAACAGGAAAGUGUCAGCAUAGUAAAACCUAUUGCGGAGCUUUUACGACGAGUGAAAAAACUAGAAUACGCUGGGGAAGUUGCUCUUGAAAAAGAGAUAGCCAAAAGUCGUCGAAGAACUGGUGUGACCUUACCAUCAUUGCCUUUCAUUACUGAAAAGCCUCUACCAAAACCUGUUAAGAAAGAAGUUAGCAUUAUAGGGGAGAUUAAUCGGGAAAAGCCUCUACCAAAACCUGUUAAGAAAGAAGUUAGCAUUAUAAGGGAGAUUAAUCGGGAAAACCCUGUACCAAAACCUGUUGAGAAAGGUGUUAGCUUUAUAGGGAAACAUAGCCGUGGGGCUGCAUCUGAGUGGGUGGAGGUAGAGAGGGAAAAAAAGAACAGUGUUUCUUCUCCAUGGGUGCAGGUAAUGAGGGAAAAAGCCAAUAACUCUCCUACAGGCACAGCAAUCAAAACCAGUGAGGCAAUCAAAACCAGUGAGACAGGAAAAAAUAAGACCUUGGGAUUUUUUGUCUUUCAACACUGGUUCAACAUACAAAUGCAAGAUGACCAGUUUAAGCUGAUUGUGUUCAUGGUGGUACUACUGCUUAACAUCCUGGUUGUGAUUGGAAUGGUGAUAUGUAGGAAUCCAAGCAAAGCACGGAAAGCAAAGGAGCCCAAACAGUGCGGAGAUUUGGACUUGAGCACAUAUAGACCAAAGAAACCGGAUGAGACACGCAAGAAUUUUUUUGAGAAACUAAACUGGCUUCCUAAAUGGAAACAGCAAUCUGGUAUGCCUGGUAUACCUUACCUUCCAAUGGAAAAUGGCAAUGUGAAUAGGCUAUGGAAGCCUGAAGAAAAAUAUUCACAGACAUCAUCCACCUUUUUGCCGGUACUACGUCCUCAAAUGGUUCAGCCCUGCGACUCCCUCCAGAAGCACUACGAGACUCAAGAGGACUCCUAUUUGGAACACACAUAUGAGGAACCCAUGUCAGUGGCCCCUAGCCGACCUCCCUCGUGUAGGGAAACGGGCUUGCAGCAUAGCUCAUUGCAGGAACUUUCCUGCAUGGCAUGCAGUUUUGAGACAGAGAGUGACGAUUACUCGUCACCCACUAAAUAUUUCCCGAGAAGCACAGAGGAACCUCACAAUGUCUCGAGACACAUGGAAGAACCUCGUACGGUCUCGUUUGCGCUGCCACAGGGUACCUACCUAACCAUUCAGGAUAGAGUGGAUAGUUGCCAGUCCUCGCAAACGACGGAAAAAGAAAGGACUCCACAUGGUGGGGAAAAAAGUGGCGGACAAUAAGAGGCAGCCAAUAAAAACAUGAACUUAGCAAUGAAUGUGAAGGACAAAAACAUGUGUUAAUUAUAAAAUGAGAUUUCAUUGCCUGUUAACAACAAUAUAAACUAAGUUGUACAAUGGUUGGUGAAUUAUUUAUUUCCAUGUUAGUUUGGGAACUUAUUUUGUCGUGUUGAUCCAUUUAUUUAAUAUAACUAGUCUGUGUUAUCUGAUUUUUUUUCUAAGUUAUUAAUUAAUAAGCAAACCUAGUUUUUCAAGUGUAGUACUCAUGACUCUUUAAAAAAAAAUCUUAUUCUGUGUUUAUGAAUUGUAAAAGAAGACUUCUUACCAAGUUUUUUUUAUGUUGUAAAAUAUAUGAUUCAUUAUUUAGUUAAACAGUUCUAGUUUUACAAACUAGUAACCUGUUGCUCAACAAUGUUGAUGAUGUUGUUUUCAUGUGCUGUUUUACUUAAAUGAUUAUAUUUACCAUGUUAAGAAAUAUUAUUUAUUAAAUAUUACGGUUG
Molecule: messenger RNA, 2194 nt
Organism: Dreissena polymorpha
Lineage: Eukaryota; Metazoa; Mollusca; Bivalvia; Myida; Dreissenidae
Exons: 15
Coding region: 93-1697 (534 amino acids)
Source: RefSeq, a predicted model, not a curated record